UUAAUCACCUGCAUAAAAAGUUGAGAAACAUGUCAAAGAAGUCAGAAGCAUCCAAGAAAAAGACAGCACAGACUGUGUUGGUGGUGGUGGUGGUUUUUGGCAUCUCCUGGCUGCCGCAUCAUGUCAUCCAUCUCUGGGUUGAAUUUGGAGUUUUCCCACUGACUCCAGCCUCCUUUCUCUUCAGAGUGACUGCACACUGCCUGGCUUACAGCAAUUCUUCUGUGAACCCGAUUAUAUACGCAUUUCUCUCUGAAAAUUUUAGGAAGGCCUACAAACAAGUCUUCAAAUGCCAGAUAGGUAAUGAGUCGCCUCUGGAUGAUGCUAAGGAAAAUAAAAGUCGGAUAGAUACACCACCGUCUACCAACUGUACGCACGUGUGAACUUUGGAAAGUCCUGUAUGUUG
Messenger RNA from Tauraco erythrolophus (red-crested turaco), 403 nucleotides. The record is from RefSeq and is a predicted model, not a curated record. NCBI's taxonomy places the organism in Eukaryota, Metazoa, Chordata, Aves, Musophagiformes, Musophagidae.